AUGAAUGAACAAGUUGAAGAAACAACGUAUUAUUCGGAGGGUAGUUGUGAGGUGGAAUUAGAGGGCAGUUGUGAAGAUAGUGAUGGGGUUGAAAAUGAAGAUAAUAAUCGUCAAGAGGAUCCAGAGCACAUUAAUGAAGAUGUAGAUGAGUCUGAAGAUGGAGAUGAUAGUAGUGAAGAGAAUUUUUUAGAGCAAAAUAGUGAAAUUGGAGAUGAUAAUUGUGGUGACUAUGUAGAUAGUUGUGAGGAGGAAGAAAUUGUGAUAGAUGAUUUGGAUGAUAUUUUGAAGAUCGACAUGAAAAAUAGUGUCAGUAAUGAUGUUAGCAGGUACUCUUUUAGUAAUUUGGAAGUGGCUUAUCAAUUUUACACAACAUAUUCCAAAAUGAACGGUUUUUCUGUCCGCAAGAGCAGUGUUGUUAAAAGCAGCAAGGGUGAACUAUUGCAACAAACUUUCAUUUGUUCGAGCGCUGGAUACAGAGAAAAUAAGGGGCUGAAUGUUGACAAUCGAAAGCGACGCGAAAGGCGUGAAACAAGGUGUGGUUGUGCGGCAAAAUUUCGUGUUCACAUCGAUAUUGCUUCAGCUUCAGGGCGAUGGUACGUGACUUUAUUCACUGACGAACAUAAUCACGAAAUGGUGAAAGAUAUAUAUUGUCAAAUGUUACCGGGACACAGAAAAAUCACAGAAGCUGAUGCUCUCGUAAUUCACAAUCAUGCAAAAGUUGGGAUUAGGCCAUCCACUACAUAUGGUGCGUUUGCACAUGCUUCGGGGGGAUACAACAAGGUACAGUUCAUGAAGAAAGAUCUUUAUAAUCAAGUUGGUAAACAAAAACGUCAACAAGUCUCUGAUGCAAGUGCGGCGGUAAAGUAUCUUAAAGAAUUGAAGUCAUAG
Molecule: messenger RNA, 888 nt
Organism: Trifolium pratense (red clover)
Lineage: Eukaryota; Viridiplantae; Streptophyta; Magnoliopsida; Fabales; Fabaceae
Product: protein FAR1-RELATED SEQUENCE 5-like
Exons: 1
Coding region: 1-888 (295 amino acids)
Source: RefSeq, a predicted model, not a curated record